AUUAAUGGCACCGUGGCUUUCUCGAGGAGAUAGAGUGACAAGAGAGAGUGAGAGAGAACUGGCUAACCCCUGAAGAUGGACCGAAGAGAUGCUACGCUCCUUGGUUCCCUGCUGUUGUGUAUCAUCACUCAGGUGUGCUGCCAGCUAUGCGGGGGCCCGUGUCACAACUGCCCCUGGCCCGCACCACGCUGCCCUCUGGGGGUGUCCACGGUGUUGGAUGGGUGCCGCUGCUGCCAGGUGUGCGCCAGACAUGAGGGCGAAGACUGCACGGAGAGGUUUGUGUGUGACAGCCAGCAGGGCCUGCAGUGUGACUACAGCGCCAGCUACCCCGGUGGUCCUGGAGAGUGUGUCAGCCAGAACAUGCUGGGAUGUGAACUUAACGGCAUGCGCUUCGAGGAGGGCCAGACAUUCCAGCAGUCGUGUGCACAGCUGUGCCACUGCCUGGGUGGCGGGGUGACCUGUGUGCCACUGUGCAGCGAUGACCUACAGGUUCCUGCCGCAGCCAACUGCCCCAACCCUCAGCUAGUGCGCCAGCCUGGGAGGUGCUGCAGGGAGUGGGUCUGUGAAAGCCUGGACAACAACAUUUACCCAGACACUAUGGCUGCAGUGGAGAAACCACCAGAGAGGGAGAGGGUGCGUCACGGGUUUCGUGGUGAUGGUGGUGGGGCUCAGUCUCAGGGCCAGGGCCUGAACUCCAACUGCAUUGAGCAGAGCACAGACUGGAGCCCCUGCUCCAGCAGCUGUGGCCCAGGUGUCUCAACCCGCAGCUCAAACAAGAACUGGGCCUGCCGCUUGCAGACCCAAACCAGACUGUGUCAAGUCAGGCCAUGCCAGGCCACUGCCGUGCCUCGCAGCAGGUCGCAUGUGGGAACUGGUGCCUGCGAUAGUAGCUUCAGGUCUCCCGUGCCCAUUCAUCUGGAGCACCAGGGCUGUUUGAGCACGUGGGCCUACAGGUUCCGGUUCUGUGGCCUGCAGUGUCUGGAAGGCCGCUGCUGCAGCCCCUACCACACCAGGACUGUCAACAUGGCCUUCCGCUGCCCCCAGGGCAGGAUGAUCCACCAGCAGGUGAUGAUGAUUGAGUCCUGCUCCUGCCACCACUACAAUUGUCCCCAGUCCCCAUUCACAGCCUACAAGAGAGCCAUUCCCUGGCUUUAGAGUAUAGGACCGUGGAGAGUGAAAUAGCCCCAAAGCCAGAGAUGGGCAAGCCCUGUCAGUGAAGAUACUGGACAAUGACAUACGAAUAGGAAUCGAAGAGUAGGGUAGGAUUCAAUCAAACUUGCACUGUGGAAAAAAACACAUGGUUCCUGCGCUGUUGAAAAAGCACCAUUAGUUUAACCCAGUAAAUAUAGUCAACUGCUUUGCAUUGCUUAGAAUAUGUGUAAUAACAGUGUUAACCAUUUCCGCAGUGCAGGUUUGAUUGAAUGUCAUCCUCUAUUUGAUUUUGAAUAUUGAUUAGGGCCAUUUAAUUUAAAUGAAUACCUCCAUCAUCAAGAUUCUUAGAAAAGGUGUCUGUGUGUGUGUGUGUGUGUGAGAGAGAGAGAGAGAGAGAGAGAGAGAGAGAGAGAGAGAGAGAGAGAGAGAGAGAGAGAGAGAGAGAGAGAGAGAGAGAGAGAGAGAGAGAGAGAGAGAGAGAGAGAGAGAGAAAAAAUAAAA
Messenger RNA from Oncorhynchus keta (chum salmon), 1653 nucleotides. Its product is annotated as CCN family member 5-like. Gene Ontology annotation, cellular component: extracellular region; extracellular matrix. The transcript is spliced from 5 exons. Gene Ontology annotation, molecular function: heparin binding; integrin binding. Gene Ontology annotation, biological process: signal transduction; cell adhesion. NCBI's taxonomy places the organism in Eukaryota, Metazoa, Chordata, Actinopteri, Salmoniformes, Salmonidae. The coding region runs from base 76 to 1155 and encodes 359 amino acids. The record is from RefSeq and is a predicted model, not a curated record.